This is a messenger RNA of Kluyveromyces marxianus DMKU3-1042, 1311 nucleotides long. It is a transcript of the gene FOL3, whose product is annotated as bifunctional folylpolyglutamate synthase/dihydrofolate synthase. Gene Ontology annotation, molecular function: dihydrofolate synthase activity; ATP binding; tetrahydrofolylpolyglutamate synthase activity. The transcript has a single exon. The coding region runs from base 1 to 1311 and encodes 436 amino acids. Gene Ontology annotation, cellular component: cytoplasm; mitochondrion; cytosol. Gene Ontology annotation, biological process: folic acid-containing compound biosynthetic process. The record is from RefSeq and is a predicted model, not a curated record. Lineage: Eukaryota; Fungi; Ascomycota; Saccharomycetes; Saccharomycetales; Saccharomycetaceae.
AUGUCGAUAGAGCUAGGUCUAGGCCGAAUCACGCAGCUUUUGGUGCAUUUGGGUAACCCACACCACAGCUUAAAGGUUCUUCAUGUUGCUGGUACCAAUGGGAAAGGAUCUGUAUGUUCUUAUUUGAGCUCAAUUCUGCAACAAUUAAACCACCAAAAAGAUGUUACAAGGACCAGCGAGGCCGCAUUUAGAAUCGGGAAGUUUACCUCGCCGCAUCUAUGCCACGUUAGAGACAGUAUAACUGUAAAUUCGAAGCCCAUCUCGGCCCAAGAUUACGCUUCCAUUAGACAACACCUGAAAAAAGUGGACGAGCAACACGCCUUACAAUGCACUGAGUUCGAGAUCAUGACUGCUACUGCGUUGCAGUACUUCCAUCAAGUGCAAUGCUCAUGGUGUAUCCUUGAAGUGGGUCUUGGAGGCCGUCAGGAUGCGACUAACGUUGUGCCCGGUAGCAAUAAAGUAUGCGGCAUCACCAAGAUCGGACUUGACCACGAAGGGUUUUUGGGCAGCAAUUUGGAGUCAAUUGCGUGGCAGAAGGCUGGGAUAUUAGUCUCUGAGACGCCGUUCGUGGCUGUUGAUGGAACCAACGAUCCAAAGGUGCUCAAAGUGGUGCGGGAAGUUGCUCAGUCAGUGAAUGCGCAAUUGGAAACGACGAAUCAUGAUGUCUCUGUGAAGAAAGUGUCUACCAAGAGCUGGGGCACGCUCGAUCUAAACAAUAGACUGCCCUUGAAUGGUGAGUACCAGAUCAGUAAUGUCCAGGUGGCUUUGCUGAUGCUCGAUUACUUGCAACAACGGAACCAAAUCGACCUGUCGACGGAACAAGUUCUAGCGGGAAUUGGAAAGGCCGAGUGGCCAGGUAGACUCCAAUUCCUCAACUACAAGUACUCACAGGGGAAUAAGAGUGUUCCCGUGUUGUUUGAUGGGGCUCACAACGGGAGUGCUGCUCAGGAGUUAGCGAAGUAUCUGGACUCGACGUUUAGAUUUAGUCCCGAUGAGCCCUUGACGUUUGUUAUAGCCAUCACCAAGGGGAAAACGCUUGAUCCGUUACUAGCUCCACUUAUUAAACCUCAGGACCGCGUUAUAUGCACGCGGUUUGGUGCUGUAGAAGGAAUGCCAUGGAUCUCUGCGAUGGAUACGCAUGAACUGGCAAGCGAGAUCAAGAAGUAUACCGAUAAUGUAAGCAUAGACGAGGAUCUGCAUGGUAUCCUGGGCAAACUUGCACAAUCCGGGCCCGAGACCAAGAUAUGUGUGUGUGGUUCGCUAUACUUGGUGGGCCAAUUGCUCGAGGUUCAUUACGCAAAUAGUGUUUAA